GAAUUUCAGUUUAGAGCAGUCAAGGAAACGUUGAAUACAACAUCAGCAGCGUCAUGGUUUCAGAUAGAUGUGUAGAUGAGAAAUUUUGGGAUAGUAAUAAGUAUGAUUGUCUGCGAUGCGAGUCUAAAUAUAAAAUCCUAGCAGGUUUCGAAUUCACUGAAAACUGCGGCUGGUCGGACGAUCAACGACAAAUCAAGUCACCUUACAAACCAUGCAAAAAUGGGACAUAUAACAACGGAUCUCACGUUAAAUGCCUCAAAUGCUCCUCAUGCACAACGCCGUUUAUUGCAUGCAACACAACCUCUGACACCAUCUGCUGUAAACAAGGGGAGGUGGUUUUCGAUGGAAAAUGCACCACUCAGCCAUUGCAGACCACCGUGAUAACAACCGUGAGUAGGACUACUACUACUACUACUGCUGCUGCUGUUACUGCUGCCUCUGUUGCUACCACAACAAGCAUCCCUCAAUCUCCAAUCCUCCCUCAUGUUGUGACAGGGAUCUAUGUGUGUUUAGGGAUUUUAUUCACUCUCACUCUGGUAUGUCUGUUCUUGGUUAUUAAGAGGAGGACAACAAAACAUUUAAAUAAAGAAUUUCAAAAACGUAAUGGAGCAGUUCUGGAAAGUCUGUCCAAAAAGGGCAUCAAGGGAUAUGAACAGUCCAUGUCAUACAACAUAAUCAAAGAAAGCGAUAACUUGACUGGAUCUGCGUAUCUGUUAGCUCCUGAGAUCCAGGGUGCACCUUUAAAAACUGUGCUGAACAACCUGGAUGUUCUGGAGGAGCUUGUGCUGGUUUUAGACCCGGACAUCUCCGGUGCUAAAAAUACACGUCACCUUGCCGCCCAGUGCUCUUUUUCCUUUGCCUGGAUCAAUUACGCAUAUUCCAUGAAGGACCACAAAAGUCCACUUGUCACCGUUUUGGAGGGUGUCGUCACCAAGAACCCAGACUGGACCGUCGGCCACCUUGCUGAGCUGUUAACCGCUAUCGAUCGCAACGAUGCCGUGGAGAUUUUGGCAAAGCUCCCUGCUGGUGUCGAAGAAUAACUAAUGUGGUAUUGUAAGAAAACAACGCAGUAUUAUAUAGUAUUGUUCAACUCGCUCAUUGCAAUUCGUAACUUCUCACAGACAAAAAAAAAAAAAAAAACCUAUACCUUCAGUGGGAGCC
This is a messenger RNA of Pimephales promelas (fathead minnow), 1161 nucleotides long. It is a transcript of the gene igflr1, whose product is annotated as IGF-like family receptor 1. Lineage: Eukaryota; Metazoa; Chordata; Actinopteri; Cypriniformes; Leuciscidae. The record is from RefSeq and is a predicted model, not a curated record. Gene Ontology annotation, molecular function: protein binding. Gene Ontology annotation, cellular component: plasma membrane.